UUUGUUUUGCACUCCUCGAUGCGUUUCAGACUUCCUCCUCUCUGUGUUUUGAUAAACAAACCACAUUUUUCCUCCAUCGGCGCCACACUCGCUCACCUUGUCAGCUUGCCAGCAUUGUCGGAUUGCAGCUCCUGUUUUUAGUGAAGACUGGAGAGGAACUUUGAAGACUGGUUCGGAUUCAAAACAGAAACGCGGGUAAAAGAGGACGAGAGGCUGCCUGUUGUCUUUAUUGUCCGAGUCGUUGGCGCGUGGUCGACCUGCUGGACGUAGCUUACCUGUCUACCUGUCGAAAACCCACCGGCUUGGGCUGUCAGUCACAUUAGUCAACUGUUCAGGCUGUGAAAAGCCCCGAUAUUAUCAAACAUGGUGAAGUUGACGAAAGCCAAGACGUUCCAGGCUUACCUGGACUCAUGCCACCGUCGCUACAGCUGUGUGCACUGCCGCGCCCAUCUGGCCAAUCAUGACGAUCUUAUCUCCAAGUCUUUUCAGGGGAGUCAGGGCCGGGCCUACCUCUUCAACUCUGUGGUGAACGUUGGCUGCGGUCCUGCAGAGGAGAGGCUGCUACUUACAGGACUUCAUGCAGUGGCUGACAUUUACUGUGAAAACUGUCACACUACACUUGGCUGGAAAUAUGAGCAAGCCUUUGAACUAAGUCAGAAGUACAAGGAGGGAAAGUACAUCAUUGAGCUGUCCCACAUGAUAAAGGACAACGGUUGGGAUUGAGAGGGAAAGCUUCAUCUUUCUUCAUGACUUUUUCCAAGUUACAUCCCUUCGUCUUAAAAGGGUUCCAGUGUAGCUUCCUCAUCCCACGUUCGAGCCAUUGCUGUGCCACACUUUCACUUCGUGCAGCUUUGCCAAGAAUAGCAUGUGAUGCCUUAUCUUUUUCUGUUCUUCAUGAUUCUCCAGCAACCACAACACAUUUGCUGAUAUUGAUAUCCCAUUUGCUAGUUGUGCUGGGACAUGGAGUGAAUGAGUGUAGGGUUUGUGUGUGAUAACUGGGAGAUGUAGUCACACAGGCAUGUGUGCAUGUUUGAUUUUAAAGCAUGUGUUUUAGUGACAAACCUCUUUAUCAGCAGCUACUAGAUAGUCUUGCUCUGUAUGGUUUGAGGCCAGUGAAAUUCAGAAAGUGUGAAUUUCUUGCAUAUUCAUUGCAGGUUUUUGGGUUUUCCUCUCGAGUGUAAUUAUCUGGCCCCAAGUGAGUACAGAUCAUUUGCUAGUGAUGCAGUUGUAUGGGAAAACUUAGAGAAGUGGUAGAACGUGUUUUAUUAUCUAUCAAUUGGAUUUUUUUUUUUUCUUAAGAUAUGAUAAAUAACGCUCCUUCAUGUUUUGCCAAAGGGGAUUUAAUUAGUAACAUUAAAUCCCACAAGAGUCUCUAGCAGUAAAUCUAAAUUGUGGUGCCGAAGUGUCUUCUGCUUUUCGCUAUAAAUUUUAAUUUGGGUGCGAGUGUUUGUGUGUAGGCAGUGUGUUAUGAGGCAUCCGGAGCUUGGUUCACAUCUUCCAUUUCCACUGCACAGUUGGGAUAUCUACUUUUACUUAAUGCUGAUGAGAUCUGUCCUGUAUGUGUUUGUGUAGCACUGAGCUGCCCUUACAGAUACAUUUACUCUGUCCUGUUAGAGCAAAUUGUGCGUAGGAUAAUGUAGCAUAUUUAUGGUGAUUUUUUUUUUUUCUUUUUCUUUUUUUUGUAAUGUCUGCUUCUUUCAUUAAAGUGUAUUAUUUUAACCUGAUCUUUCAUUAAAAUACUGUGUGCAUAA
Sphaeramia orbicularis (orbiculate cardinalfish) is the source of this 1751-nucleotide messenger RNA. RefSeq names its product yippee-like 3 (gene ypel3). NCBI's taxonomy places the organism in Eukaryota, Metazoa, Chordata, Actinopteri, Kurtiformes, Apogonidae. The coding region runs from base 364 to 723 and encodes 119 amino acids. The transcript is spliced from 5 exons. The record is from RefSeq and is a predicted model, not a curated record.